Molecule: messenger RNA, 384 nt
Organism: Bolinopsis microptera
Lineage: Eukaryota; Metazoa; Ctenophora; Tentaculata; Lobata; Bolinopsidae
Exons: 1
Coding region: 1-384 (127 amino acids)
Source: RefSeq, a predicted model, not a curated record
AUGCAGGCUCUAUGGGCUCUGUGGAUGCAGGCUCUAUGGGCUCUGUGGAUGCAGGCUCUAUGGGCUUUGUGGAUGCAGGCUCUAUGGGCUCUGUGGAUGCAGGCUCUAUGGGCUCUGUGGAUGCAGGCUCUAUGGGCUCUGUGGAUGCAGGCUCUAUGGGCUCUGUGGAUGCAGGCUCUAUGGGCUUUGUGGAUGCAGGCUCUAUGGGCUCUGUGGAUGCAGGCUCUAUGGGCUCUGUGGAUGCAGGCUCUAUGGGCUCUGUGGAUGCAGGCUCUAUGGGCUUUGUGGAUGCAGGCUCUAUGGGCUCUGUGGAUGCAGGCUCUAUGGGCUCUGUGGAUGCAGGCUCUAUGGGCUCUGUGGAUGCAGGCUCUAUGGGCUCUGUGA